Messenger RNA from Lottia gigantea (owl limpet), 1701 nucleotides. RefSeq lists its product as hypothetical. The transcript has 11 exons. Gene Ontology annotation, cellular component: Golgi stack; endoplasmic reticulum; endoplasmic reticulum-Golgi intermediate compartment. NCBI's taxonomy places the organism in Eukaryota, Metazoa, Mollusca, Gastropoda, Lottiidae. The annotation marks the transcript as partial. Gene Ontology annotation, biological process: protein N-linked glycosylation. The record is from RefSeq and is a predicted model, not a curated record. Gene Ontology annotation, molecular function: acetylglucosaminyltransferase activity.
UUGUAUUUUGUAGGCUCAAAUUUAUUUGAAGAAAUUUUGGAGAAGAGAUUUGCAGAUCUACGAGAUCGGCUUCAGUUUGCCGAGGCUUUGAACAGACAGAGAGAAAAUGACUUAUUUAUUCUACGUAAACAGUUCAAUUACUUAUUGACUCAAGUAAACAACGGUACUUCUGUUAACAGUUCAUCAUCUGAUUUGGCUCCUCAUAUUCAGAAUUACCUGAGAAAUUUCAGCGGUUUAUCCAGUCAAGAUGGGAUAUUUUUACCUGGUAUUUUGGCCUAUUUACCUCAAUUAAAUGGUCACCCUGAAUUUACUAAACCACGAUAUAGAUUAUCAGCCAAUAGACAGGAAGUAUCUGUGGUGUUUGGUAUACCAACUAUAAAACGAUCUAAUAUUAGUUAUUUGGAUCAGACGUUACAAUCAUUGAUAGAGGGUCUGGAUUCCACGGAGAAAGAAGAUUGUUUAAUUAUAGUAUUUAUAGCUGAGCCGAAUGAUACUGCGUAUGUUGAGAAAGAAGGCCAGAGAAUUAAAGAGAGAUUUCCAGCAGAAGUGAAAUCUGGUUUAAUCGAGGUCAUAGCGCCACCUGCUGGUUUUUAUCCUAAUUUAGAUAAUGUACAGGAAACCUUUGGUGAUUCCAAACAACGAGUUAAAUGGAGGACAAAGCAAAAUCUGGACUUUUCAUUUUUAAUGUUGUACGCUAAAAAUAGAGGGAUUUAUUAUGUUCAGCUGGAAGAUGAUGUUAUCAGUAAACCAGGUUAUUUAUCAGUCAUAAAAUCAUUUACAUAUCAACAAAAAGACGCCAACUGGUUACUGUUAGAGUUCUCUUCUCUUGGUUUUAUUGGUAAAUUAUUCCGUUCAGCUGAUUUACCGAUGGUUGUUGAGUUUUUUUUAAUGUUUUAUUGUGAUAAACCCAUUGAUUGGUUAUUGGAUCAUUUAAUUCACGUUAAAGUUUGUAAUCCUGAGAAAAAUGCUGAUCACUGUCGUAGAAUGGUGAUGGGUAUGAGAAAGCGUUUUAAGCCGUCCUUAUUUCAACAUAUUGGAUUAAAAUCAUCUCUAGAUGGCAAAAUACAAAAACUUAAGGAUCGUGCCUUUGGUAAAAAUGGUUUAUACAGAGCCCAUGUAAACCCGCCAGCCAAACUAGCAACCUCAUUAAAAACUUACUUAACUUAUACCCUGGUGAAAGCGUAUGUGGGCGAGACGUUUUUCUGGGCCACUACACCCACAGAUGGGGACAUCAUUGACUUCAUUUUAACCCCACCUCAAUUAGUAGAAAAAAUUAUAUUUCGUUCCGGCAAUAGUGAGCAUUCUAGUGAUAUCUUCCAAGAUGCAUCCUUACAAUUGUUAUUUGACGAAGAAUUUGAUGCCAAAGUGGAUGCUAGUCUUCCUUUAGACCCUGGGACUAAAACAAUCGAGAAAAACUAUAUCAUGAUAGCAUUAUUUGAUAAAGAAGGACACGUUGAAAAAACUUUACCGUCAACUAUCGGAAAGAUUAAAACAAUACGUAUACAAUUUCAUAAAAAUACUGAUAAUUGGCUUGUCAUUAGUGAGGUAGAAUUAAUUAUAUAUUGUGAUUUGGAAAAACAAAAUGGACUCACUGCAAAAUACGUUUUAGCAAAAAGGACUAGUAGCAAAAUAAGUCUAAUUGAAGUUAGCGGUUUUUCAUUGGCUUUUAUUUUUAAUUUAGCACUUCAGUUAGGGUCUUAA